UGUGGUGGACAGACCCAGCUGAGCACAUUUCACUGUUAAUGACACUGUUAUAUGGCGGAGCGGCCCUCUCCAGGGGCGAGCGGAACACGGCUCAGUCACGGAGCGGACGAUGGACCGGAUCGAUCGAGAUUACCGGUGAACGAUGAUCAAAGCUGCCGUCAGCUCCAGGACGAGGAAACGCAGACGAAGAAAACAGAGAAUGGAAAAAUAAAUGGAUUUGUAGUUGAGGGAGAGGAGACUCCCACUUCCCUUGACCUAGACAGCUCUCUGCACUCAGCGAGCCAAAAUGGUGAUAAACUCCUACUAGAAUCCGACUUGAACCCGAAACCCUCCAGACAGCCCUUACACACUGGCCUGAAGGGGGAAAGGAAAGGCAAUAACACUAGUAGAAACAGUAUGGACUGCAAAAAUGACAAGCCCUCAGAGUUGACUGCGCAUGAGGGCAAAAAGGAGGCCCUGGCAUCUCUAAACGGCGUGGUGACGCUAAACUGUGGGCCACUCACUAACGGUUAUCCCGGCAAGCCAGGUACGGACAACGAUGGCAGCGGUUCGGAAAGCGGUUACACCACACCAAAGAAGCGCCGAGCCCAGAGGAACGGCAAAUCUUUGGACAAUGUGAUUGCUUCAAGCCAGGUCAAGGCCAUGCAUCAGGCCAGUCAGCAAGAACCAGGGCCAGCUGCUCUAGAACUGGCCGACAGAACCUCAGCGGCUCAGGUGGAAAUCAGCCGAGCCUCCUCAAAGACAGACGGCCACCCUAGUGGCUUUACAAAAACUCGAGAGGCAACCACUACCCCAUCUGCGCUACCGACGUCCGAAGUUUACCGGAAAAGCGGUGGGAGAAAAUUCGAGGACAAGUCCACUAAAUCGAGAGUGGCAGCGUCGGCUAAAGAGGACUCGUGGACUCUGUUCAAGCCGCCGCCUGUCUUUCCUGUGGACAACAGUAGCGCGAAGAUAGUGCCUAAGAUCAGUUAUGCAAGCAAAGUGAAGGAGAACCUCAAUAAGGCAGCCCAGACUGGGACGGAGAUUCCCGCUCCUGCUCCACAGGUACCCGGGAGGCCAUCACAGGUGCCCAUGUCGGCUGUGAAAACCAUCACCUCGGCCAGCUUUAGCAACGGCGACGGCAACACCUGCCCUCUGCCUGGUCCCCACUUCAGCUCGGUCCCCAGUUCGUCCCCCGUGCCAGUCGUCUCCUCAGCAGGCUCUGAUCAUGUAGCAUCUUCCUCCGGCAGUAGCUGCAAUCCCUCCACCUCGACUCCUGCUCCCACACUUGAGCCCAGGAAGCCGAAUCUGUUCGUUUACCCCCUUUCCGCCUCUUCCUCUUCCAAUAUGCAACUUUCUCUCCCCAGCGGCCGUCAAUCCGACCCCCCACCCAAUCAGAAAUCUCUGGGCGACAUCUUCCAAAACCAGUGGGGUUUGUCGUUCAUCAACGAACCCAGCGGUGGCCCGGACGGUCCAGCGUGCGGCUCGACGGCAAAGGCCAAACCCGGAGAGGUGAGCUUUCAGGGAGGCUGCACUGCUGCUGUGGCGACACAAGGCGCCCCCCAGAGGCCGGAUCAGUCAGCGUUCCCAGACAAACGGACUAGCAUGAGUAAAGGAGGAACCCUCGCCCCGUCAGUGGCCACCGAAGGCUCGCCUCAGGCUCCGAACCUCGAGGUGGAUACGCAAAAGGACGAGCCUGGGGUUUCUGGUGCAAUAGUGUUUUGCUCUUCCUCUAAGGACGUUGGGGCAGAGCUACCACGCAAAUUGUCCCUGCCCAGAGAGCAAGGCUACACUAAGGGCUUCGAGAGGAGGGCCAGCUGGGACUUUUUUGAUCUUAAAGCUGCUGUAGUAUAUCACACUAAAGAAAUGGAAUAUAUUUUGAAUUUGCAAAAGCAAGAUCCAAAUCGCGUCGUGCUCUACAGUGAAUCGAAGAACGGUCCUGAUCAGUGAGGCUCAGUCUGGACACGCCGUCUCCUCGGCCGGACUCCUCUAAGAAUAAGGCGCGCUUCAAGGAAAACCGGUCACAGCCUCGGACUCGGAAACAAACAUCGUGACUCGGAACAAAGGCCGCUCUCGAGACGGAGUGUUUUAAAGAGGCUGAGCGCGGAGUGGAUCAAAUGGGUCGGCUGAAUAACGGACGGGAACCAAGGACCUGGAGCCAAGACGCUCUGCUUCUAAAGCAGGACCUGGUUUGUUUUUUUUGUUUUUUUUCUUUGCCGAAGACUUUUUUUUUUAAAAAGGGAUGUUCACGAUUUCACAAACUCUUACAGUACAGCUUUUCUUUUAAAAGCGGAGAAGGCGGACUUCGUCCUGCUGGCUGCCUGAGAAGAGGAAGCACCUCGCAUUCGGACGCACUGCGCUCACGUGUUCGAACACACUGAAAUCCUUUUGACGGGCAUGAAAUAAACCGGCGCCCUCUAGUGACUGGGGGAGUUGAAUCACCGAUGAUGAACUGUUCAAUGUUUCAGGGGAUACACACACAAAGAAAAAGGAAAAAAAAAAAAAAAACACGUAGGUCGAGCUGGCACUUGCUAAGGCCUUGGGAUAAUUGUCUUAAUUUUGUGAAUGAAUUUCAAUGAGUCAUGUUUGUUUUUCUGCCUUUUUUUUUUUUUUUUUCAAUUUCGUUUCAGUUCUACUUUAAAUUAGAAAUGAAAUUAAGGUUUCCAGGGUGCACUUAGGCGAGACUCGACUUGCAAACUGCUGUCUGCGUACGUCCUCUGGAAGAUUCACUAGUCUUAUCGUCGUCUUUUUUCACCUUUCGCGUCACCUUGUAAUCGUGCCGGUGCACCCGCAGCAGAGACGAAGCAACAGUCUGACUUCUUCUUUUUUUUUUUUUUUUUUUUUAAACCAUUUUACAUUUUCAGUUUUAUACGAACUCUUAGAUCGCAGUGGACGAGUAGAUGAGUUAAUCCGCAUCACGGACGCUAAAAUCGCCUCAGCACCUCGGUUCUGUUUCAGCUCAUAGUUUCAUUCGAGCGUCUUUGCUUCAUCUCUUAAUCUCUUGUAUGUAUUUUUUUUUUUUUUUGCACAGAAUCUACUGUUUUUAGCGUGACACGACAAGUUUGUUUGAUGCACCUGAAAAGGCACCCAGCUUUUUUUUUUUUUUUUUUUUUCUCCUCCUUCCUCUCAACACUGCUUGUUUUUAUUUCUUUUCAUGCGUUUCAGAGUUACAGGGCUCUUUUUUUUUUUUCUCUCUCCUUUUUUUCUUCUCAAGCUCAUGGAUUUAUCAUUUAAAGCGAGUGUCGUCAGGCUGAAGAUGUUUUUGAUUUUCUUUUUUUUUUAGUGUCAGGAAGCAAAUAUUAAGAUUUAAUCUUUUUUUCAUCUAUUUUAUCUCGUCACAAGAUAAUUGAUUCAUAUAUUAUUAUAUAUAUAAUGAGUAGCACUUUAUGUAUUUUUAAAUUGUAUUAUCUUGACAGAACGUCGACAGAUCAGUGCGUAACAGAAAUUAUAGCGAUUACGAAUAGGAUACUAAUUUCUAACAACAGACUGGAGGUCCUUGUAAAGGAGAAAAUACUUAAAAAAAAAAAAAAAAAUGAAUAAUUUAGGAAAUGAUGCAAGGAGAAUGAAAUGGGGGUGGGGGCGGGGGGGAGUGAAAUGUACCAACAGUGUUAUUGCCAAAAAAUGAAAAAGAAAAAAAAAAAAGGGUGUCUGUUUUGCUCUGGGUUUUUUUUUUUUUUUUUUUUUUCCUUUUCGUCUGUCUGAUGAAUCUGAUUUUUAAACUGUAGUCGAAAGCCAUGUGGAUCAUUUUAGCGUUCUGUGUCCCAGGGUCAUAAACACUGCCGGCUCCAGAGGUGGGGAGAAAAAAAAAAACCCCAAGCAACGAUUUCCUGCUUGAGAUAAAAAGCUCGAAAUCUGCCGGUUUCUUUGGCUUCAUUGCUGCUUUCUGUUUCUGAAGCUGGCUCACGAGACAUUUCACUGCAUCACCAAGAUAAUUAACACGUAUCCAAGAUAAACAUAAGGUUAUUAAUGCUUUUUAAAUGUUGAUUAUCCUCUGGUUUAACCACCUGCUUGCUUUCUUUUUUUUCUUUUUUUUCUUUUAAUGCUAUAACGCACCUUCACUACUUUUUUCUCCUCGACUUACUUCCUGACAGUCGUGUUAGAGAUCAGUUCACGUGAGUUGGUCUGAAUCUUUAGUAGUGUUUUAAUUCAGACCAUAGAAAAGCUCAGUUCCCCCCCCCCCCUCUUUUCUGUCCUUUUCUUUGCAAAUGAUGUGAUCAGAGUCGCAUGGAGAACCUGAAGGGACCUUUACAAAAAAAAAAAAAAAAAAUCCAUAAACAUGAAUACACACUUUUAAAAAAAAAAAAAAACACAUGAAAACAGAAAAUUAUCAAUAACUUUUUGCUCACA
Neoarius graeffei (lesser salmon catfish) is the source of this 4326-nucleotide messenger RNA. It is a transcript of the gene nufip2, whose product is annotated as nuclear FMR1 interacting protein 2. Bases 52 to 1929 code for a protein of 625 amino acids. The record is from RefSeq and is a predicted model, not a curated record. Gene Ontology annotation, molecular function: RNA binding. The transcript is spliced from 4 exons. Gene Ontology annotation, cellular component: cytoplasmic stress granule; nucleoplasm. NCBI's taxonomy places the organism in Eukaryota, Metazoa, Chordata, Actinopteri, Siluriformes, Ariidae.